AUGGAAAAGGAUAAUAAAGAAGAAAAUUAUGAACUCAAUAAGGAUUGCUAUCCAAACUUUUAUUUGGCUGAUUUAUUUUAUAAUUUACAAUUAUCACAUAUAUCAAUAAAUGAGAGAAAUGAAACUUUACAAAAGUUGUUAGAUGAAAUAGAAAAAAAUAAUAUGUAUCCGUAUUAUAGUUAUAUUUGCGAAGAAUUAAAUUUAAAUAUAGAUCAAGAUUUAUAUAAAAAGUUAAAAGAUAAAGCUGAUGAAGAAAUGAAUGAAAUAGAAAAAAAAAUAUUAGAGUCUUCUGAAAAUUUUGAUUCUGUUGAAACAAAAAAUGAUCUUCUAAUAAAAGCAAAUUUUUUUUGUAAAAUUGGAGAUAAGGAAAAUUCAUUUAAAGAAUAUGAAGAAGCAUAUAAAAAAGGAAUAGGUAUUGGAGUAAAAUUAGAUAUUUUACUUACCAUGAUAAGAAUUAGUAUCUUUUUUAAUGAUCUAAAAAAUACAAAAAAAUAUUUAGAGCAAGCUAAAACACAAAUGGAAAAAGGUGGUGAUUGGGAAAGAAAAAAUAAACUAAAAAUUUAUGAAGCUUUAAAUUAUAUUAUGAUUAGAAACUUUUCAGAAGCAUCUAAAAUUUUAAUAGAUGCAGCCUCAACUUUUACAGCUACUGAAAUUCUAUCAUAUGACCAGCUCAUAUUUUAUGUUGUUAUCCUUAGCAUAAUGACUGAAGAAAGAACAGUAUUGAAUAAAAAAAUUUUAAAUAAUUCCGUAAUUUUGCAAGUAACAAGUAGUGAUGAUGAUUUGCAGAGUUAUAUUUCAUCUUUUUAUCAUUGCGAUUAUAGAACAUUCAUGGAAAAAAUAAUAAAAAUAGCUAUACGUGUUAAGAGAGAUAAAUAUAUAGGUAGACAUUAUAGAUAUUUUAUUAGAAAUACUAGAGUAAGAGCAUAUAAGCAAUUUUUAGAGCCAUUUAAAAAUGUUACUCUUAAAAACAUGGCUUACGCUUUUGGAGUUAGUGAAGAAUUUAUUGAAAGUGAAGUAUCAUCAUUUAUCGCUAAUGGAAAACUAAAUUGUAAAAUAGAUAAAGUUAAUGGAUCUAUUGAAAGCAAUCAACCUAAUGAAAGAAAUACAAUGUAUUUGAAUACAAUUAAAAAGGGAGAUAUUUUGCUUAAUAGGAUACAAAAAUUAUCUAGAGUUAUCGAUAUGUAA
Messenger RNA from Plasmodium gallinaceum, 1185 nucleotides. RefSeq names its product 26S proteasome regulatory subunit RPN7, putative. Bases 1 to 1185 code for a protein of 394 amino acids. NCBI's taxonomy places the organism in Eukaryota, Apicomplexa, Aconoidasida, Haemosporida, Plasmodiidae. Gene Ontology annotation, biological process: proteasome-mediated ubiquitin-dependent protein catabolic process. The record is from RefSeq and is a predicted model, not a curated record. The transcript is spliced from 4 exons.